GUUCACGGAGAGUAAAAACUUAGUGAGCUGUAAAAAUAAAAAAAAAUGCAAAUUCAGUUCUCCGACAGUUAAAGACAGACAAUUUCAAAAAAUUAAGGCUAUAUAAAAUUAAAUGUGUAAUAAUGCGGCUUAUAAAUUUGAAUGUUAAAGCAUCCAAGUAAUUUGGCAUCACAAUGAAAUGAAUGCUAUAGUAUUCACAUCCGCGAACGUGUUAUGAAAAUUUCGUAUUAGGUUAUGUCAUAAAUUAGUUAAAAGAAAAUCUGAUUUCGAGAAAAUAUUGUUUAAUAUCGAUUUAAAUGAUUGAAAGUUGAUAUUGAUAAAAUUUAUAUUUCAGAAUGUCAAUGGAAGAGGGUUUUGCAACAAAAGCUAUACAUGCUGGACAAGAUCCAUUACAAUGGAGUCACUCUGCAGUGGUAGCUCCUAUUGUUACGUCUUCAACUUUCCAACAAGAUGGACCUGGAGAACAUAGAGGUUAUGAUUAUAGUAGAAGUGGCAAUCCUACAAGGAAUGUUUUAGAAACAUGUUUAGCAGCUUUAGAAAAUGGAAAACAUGGAUUUGUAUUUGCAUCUGGUUUAGGUGCUACAGUAGUAAUAAAUUCAUUAUUAAAAACAGGAGAUCAUAUUAUAUCUGGAGAUGACAUUUAUGGUGGAACUAACCGUCUUUUUAGAAACUAUUUGUCUCAACAUAGUAUUGACUUAUCAUUUGUAAAUACAGUUAACAUAAAUGAUAUCAUAUCUGCUAUUAAACCAAAUACAAAGAUGCUUUGGUUAGAGACGCCUACAAAUCCUUUACUUAAGAUAAUUGAUAUCAAGGCUGUAUGCGAAACAGUCAAAACCAAAUAUCCUGAAAUUAUUAUAGUGGUAGAUAAUACUUUCUUAACUUGCUACUAUCAGAGACCAUUAGAAUUAGGUGCAGAUAUUGUAGCUUAUUCUUUAACGAAAUAUAUGAAUGGGCAUUCAGAUGUUAUUUCUGGUGCAGCAAUAACAAGGAAUGAUGAGAUUGCAGCCAAACUUCGAUUUUUUCAAAAUGCUUUGGGUAUUGUGCCAUCACCUUUUGACUGCUAUUUAGUUAAUCGUAGUUUAAAAACAUUGGAACUUAGGAUGCAACAACACAUGAAAAAUGGAUUAGCAGUUGCAAAAUUUUUAGAAUCACAUCCUUAUGUGGAGAAAGUAAUUCACCCAUAUCUUCCAUCACAUCCACAGCAUGAACUCGCCCUUAGACAAACAUCUGGUCAUAGUGGAAUGGUUUCAUUUUACCUUAAAGGUGACUCUAGGAAAUUUUUAAAAGCAUUGAAAGUGUUUAUAUUAGCUGAAUCGCUUGGCGGAUAUGAAUCUCUUGCUGAGUUACCAUCUGUUAUGACACAUGCAUCACUUCUUGAAGAAACAAGAGCAGAAUUGGGUAUAACUGAUCAAUUAAUUCGUUUAUCUGUUGGCCUUGAAACGGAACGUGAUAUUUUGGCUGACCUUGAUCAAGCCCUCACAGUUUGUCAAGAAACUGAUUAAAAAAUAAUGAAACUUGCAUUGAUACAGGAACUUCAUGCAAAUUCAAAUGAUAAAUUAUUAAUUUUUAUAUUACUAUAUACUAUAUACUAUUAUAUUACACUAUAUAUUAUAAUACUCAUUGUCGCUGAAAAUUAAGAAAAUCUUAAGCUAAUUGCCGCGAAUUUCUAACCUUAAAACAGGGACAAAAAUUAGAACAUUUGUUUUGAAAUAUUAGUCUUGUAACGAUCUAUUGUUUGGAAGUUAUUAUAUUUGAAAAGACGUGAAUUUACAUUAACGGCAACUAGGAAUAAAAUUUUAAAGAACUUGAAUUUUCGUCAGCGGCCGUGAAUACGUCAAGGCGGACGAUCACUAAUGCACACUACGCAGUCACACGCAAUAGACCCGUUACCCGUUGCCCGCGCAGGCAAGUGACUGAACAGUCCUAAUAUAUAAUGGCAUAAAAUAUUAUAUUUUUCAUGUAGUUCCUUUGUACACAAAUAAUUGAUUUUCUUCAUGUUAUUUAUAUCCAAUGUACUUUCAUGAUUUGGAUCUUAUAUAAAAAAUGUUUGAAUGUAUGAAACUCUACAAAUAUUUGUUAUCAAACUAUUAAAAUAAUUCAAUAGUUAAAACAAGUAAAUGUCAUUUCAUGUCAAACAAAAUACUUUUUGGACCCAGUUUAUGCGAAUUUGUCAGUUGUGAAAUCUACGUGAAGUUAUCACUUUUUUAAAUAGCUUAAUGAAAAAAAUGUGAAAAAAUAUAUUUAGAAAUUUGAACUCGUUGAAUCCCGGAUAGCUUCAUAUGCUUGACUAUCGGCGCCAGAGUUUUUAUUGAACGAAAUACACAUAGUGAUAAAAUAUGUCAGAUUAUUUAACUGAAUCAUCGUUUUAUGUUAUAUUAUUAAUAAUAUUGAAAAGUUUAGUUAAUGGAACUGCUGUAAUUGACAUGGUCACCGAUCGGCCUUACUGGUAAGUCAAGUACUUGUCAUUAGCGAUCCUUGUGGCAUAUAAUGUGUAAAAAUGUCCUCUACAAUAUAUGUAACCAUAAAAGCUAAUUGCUAAAUUAGUUGCAGAAGUUGUUAAUUAAUAACAGUAUUGAACUUCAUUUAAUUUCAUGUGGACUGCAUGAAACAUGAUCUGCUUAAUACAAGAAUGUCUCAUAAAGUACUUUUAUUAAAUCAAAUAAUUUAUUUGUAAUUAAAUUUCGUUAUAUAAUUAAAAUAAUUUGAAUAGAUAUGUAUAUAUUAUGCAAUAUUUUCAUUUUAUUUUUACAUAGUAUUUAAUGUUUAACAUAAUUCCUUAUGACCUUGUUAAUUUGUACCGUCGUAUAUCUUCAAUUAAAACUUUCAGUGUUAUAAAAUGCAUUUAGAAUGCAAAAUAUAUUUCUGCUUUUGUAUUUUUGCAAUGAAUAAAGUACAGCGUAAUAAAACUUAA
Nomia melanderi (Alkali bee) is the source of this 2911-nucleotide messenger RNA. Its product is annotated as putative cystathionine gamma-lyase 2. Gene Ontology annotation, molecular function: pyridoxal phosphate binding; cystathionine gamma-lyase activity. NCBI's taxonomy places the organism in Eukaryota, Metazoa, Arthropoda, Insecta, Hymenoptera, Halictidae. Gene Ontology annotation, cellular component: cytoplasm. Gene Ontology annotation, biological process: transsulfuration. The record is from RefSeq and is a predicted model, not a curated record.